This is a messenger RNA of Entrophospora candida, 294 nucleotides long. Lineage: Eukaryota; Fungi; Glomeromycota; Glomeromycetes; Entrophosporales; Entrophosporaceae. The record is from the annotation of a GenBank genome assembly.
AGUUUAUCUGAUAAACCUGAUAGAAAUCAUCAUCAUCGCCACAAUCUACAACCAAUACAGCAGCAACAACCACAACUACAAUGUGGUAAUGAACGAGUGAUUGAGGGAGGAGUAUUUGAUGCUAACAAUAUAGGAAGUAGUAAUGUUGUUGCAGACACAUCAUUUUUCAAUGAAACUAUUGGUAUCAUCAUAGGCAUUUGGAAUAUAGUCAAGGGUGUUGUGGCUGUUGGUGGUCUUUAUGGUGGUAUCACUGUAACUAAUCAAUUUUAUUUUUUUAAAUUGACGAUCCAAUGA